Molecule: messenger RNA, 474 nt
Organism: Symbiodinium pilosum
Lineage: Eukaryota; Dinophyceae; Suessiales; Symbiodiniaceae
Source: the annotation of a GenBank genome assembly
GCUUCUAGCGCAACACAACCUGCCCUAUCCUUGGGCAAGCCUCCGCAAGCUUCUGAGGGCGACACAUCCGAAGGGCCUCUGGCGGCAAACGAGGACAUCAAGGAGGUUCCGGGAGAGCAAACUGACGAGCACGUCCUCCCGGGCGAAGGCCCUUCUGCCAGCAGAGCUGCAGGCUCUGUGGCUGCCCGGGUGCCUCGGGCCCGGGCCGCGGGGCGUCUCCGCGACGUGGCGACCCAUGAGGCGACACUUCACACCGGCGGGACGGCUGAGGAGGCGGAAGAACCAGAUGUUGCGGCAGAGAGCCUCCAGGCAACUCUUCCUCGAAGCACGCAGUCUCAGCAGGCCCUGGUCCCCCAGCUGACCCUGGAGGGCCAAGAGAUCAGCGAAAAGGCACUGGAGUGCAUCGCCAGCUGCAGCGGGGCUCAGCCGCGGCUCAUCGUGCCGUACCAGCCGAACCAGGGGAUUGCCAUUUGA